Molecule: messenger RNA, 3443 nt
Organism: Macrobrachium nipponense
Lineage: Eukaryota; Metazoa; Arthropoda; Malacostraca; Decapoda; Palaemonidae
Product: calpain-9-like
Exons: 18
Coding region: 1071-3443 (790 amino acids)
Biological process (GO): proteolysis
Cellular component (GO): cytoplasm
Molecular function (GO): calcium-dependent cysteine-type endopeptidase activity
Source: RefSeq, a predicted model, not a curated record
CCGACGUUCUUCUUCUCAGUUACUCAGUAUUCCUCUGGAUGUGAAAGGGGUGUGUCGCGCCGCUCCUGAACCGCGUUCUUCUCUGCUACACUUCGGACAAUCUCCUCCACGUUCUUGGAACAGAAACAUGUGGCGAGUUACUGCCAAACUGUGACGUUCAAUAACCAUUUUUUCCACUAUGAAGGGGAGAUGUGGACUUCAGACUUGUGCUAGUCAAGUGUUUUUCAUUUGUGCGAACAAUCUGAUAUGCCAGUUAUGCUAGUGUUACUUUGUCCAGGACUUAUUUGCCUUGAGAAAUAUUCUAGAGAAAGUGCUCUUUCUAGAAAGGAAGCCACAAUGAACUCACAUAAUCAUUUAGACUUUUUGGAAGGACAUUCGGAAGCAUGAAUGUCUGGAUCGGAAUGUUACAAUCGUGAGUGAAUGUUUUUAGCAGAGAUAGACAAAUUUUAUGAACACAUAAAAAGCGUUGAAUGAGAAAAAUUUAAAAAAUAAAAUAUAUAUUGGGAACGCCUGGAAAACAGGCAUGUAAAUAUAUAAAUCUUGAUGAAUCAUAUAAAAGACUGAAAAUGAAAAUGAAAAAAAUGAAAAAAGUGAUAAAAAUGAUAUGUUGUGAUUCUCGAAUUAUUCAAGACUGAGAAAGUAAAAAAAUAAAAAAAUAAAUAAAAAACUAAUAGAAAUGAAAUAUAGUAAAAGUGUGAUUGAGAAGUGUUUUUAAAUCAAGUAUAUUUUCUAAAAGCUUGAAAAGGACAAAAAUAAGAAUAAUAGCAAUAAAAAAGAAACGUGUAAAGACAAUGGAAAAAUAGAAAUCACGAAGCGUGUAUUGCCAACCCCUGUAAAUAUCAGAGAAGGAACACAAUAAAAAAAUAACAAUAAUAAAAAGGGAUAGACCAACUCCUAACAGGAAAAAAACAUGAAUCAUGUACCUACGAGGCAUAUGAAAACCGCCACACCCAAGAACAAAACAGUAAAGAGGGAAUAACGAAGGAAAAAAAAAAAAAAAAAGAUAAAAGUGAAGACGUCGCAACGUGAAACUUGAUGCCGAUACCGGCAGCUGCCUCCUCCAGCCUAUAAUGCAGGUGACGAACGCCAUCAUCUGGACGAUAUGCGCCAGCAUCAUCGUGUUCAUCUGCGUCCUGUGGUUCGUCAUCUGUUACAUAGGCCUCUGCAGGCUCCGGAGGAAGAACAGGGCCCUCCUGCCUGUCUUCAACCUCCAUUCGUCCAGAGGAAGCUCUCCUUCGAGAUAUUGGGGAAAUGGCCACAUUACUCACAGUCACAGUCACAGCCCGGAUGAAAAAUUGUCCACCAUCUCCAGAUACUGGACGAUCGACCGGAGCUUGGCGAGGAAGCGAGAGAGAAGCGGAGGGAGUUAUGGUCGCAUCAAACGGAAUUUGCGCGAACGGGGCCAACUCUUCGAAGACACCGAAUUCACCACCACCGCCAAGUCCCUCUACCACAGCAAGAAGCCUCCCGUGGGACCCUUCAUCUGGAUGAGGCCCCACGAGAUCUGCGCCAGACCGAAGUUCAUAGCCGACGGCGCCACACGCUUCGACGUCGAGCAAGGCGACUUGGGAGACACUUGGCUCCUGCAGGCGGUGUCGACACUGACCCUCACGCCAAAGUUUCUCGACAGGGUGGUUCCUCCAGACCAGGCCUUUGAUCACACCUACUGUGGCAUCUUCAGGUUUCGGUUCUGGCAUUUCGGGGAGUGGGUCGAGGUCAUCAUCGACGACCGCCUGCCCACCUUCAAGGGUCGACUGGUCUACCUGCACUCGACAGACCCCUCCGAGUUCUGGGCAGCUCUGCUCGAGAAGGCUUAUGCCAAACUCUACGGGAGCUACGAGGCGCUUCAGCAAGGUUUCACCACCAGAGCUCUUCAGGACCUGACUGGAGGCAUCGUGCAGAGCUUCAGCCUGACCCAGCAGGACAAAUUCCUCACCUACCAAGUGCUGAAUUCGGCUGUUCCUCGUUCCACGCUGCUCGUCGCCUCCAUCAACUUGGAAAAGGAUAACAAGAGGAACUUGAGACUGAGAAACGGGCUUGUGACCCAGCACGCCUACAGCGUUACAGGGCUUGCCAGAGUCAGAAGCAAGUUGGGGGAGACGCCCCUGGUCAGACUAAGGAACCCCUGGGGGCGUGGGGAAUGGAACGGCCCUUGGAGUGAACGUUCCUGGGAAUGGAUCGCCUUAUCAGACAGAGACAAGGAACUCCUCUCAGUCAGAGUCAGGAAUGAAGGGGAGUUCUGGAUGGCCUUCGACGACUUCGCGCGUCACUUCACUCAUCUCGAUCUAGUCCACGUCGGCCCAGAUGACUGGAUGAACGAGCCGGCCCUUCAUUCCAAGAAGCCCUGGAGGGCGGUGCUCGCGCGCAGGAGGUGGAGAGCUGGCUACAACGCCGGAGGUGGACCUCAGCAUGUUGAGACGACGGCCAUGAACCCCCAGUUCCACGUGCAGAUCCCACGAGCGGGGCUCUCCAAGUGUCACGUCGUGGUGUCCGUCACGCAGCAGUACGACACUUUCCUCUCGGCUCUGGACAACAAAAAGAAGCAUCUGCUCCACCCGAUAGGCUUCGCAGUCUACGAGGUCCCGCCCAAUAUGACGAGACUGACCACCACCUUCGUCAGCGAGCACAGGCCGAUGGACGUGACCUCACACAGCAUGGCGCGAGAGACGGUGACCUUCUUCACCCUGCCCCCCGGGGACUACAUGGUGGUGCCUCACACUGCCCAACCCAACGCCGAUACCAAGUUCCUCCUCAGGAUUCUCACUGACGAACAGAGCAACAUCUGGGAGGUGAAUGAGGACAACAUGGUUUUCAGAUCGAUCAGUCUGGAAAGAGUCGACGAUGGGAAUGAACAGCGUGAGGGCCGAAUCAUGAUGCAGAAAUUAUUGAGCAAAUACCCACCUGAGAUGGAUCCGCAUAUGUUGCAUAAGUUCCUCAAAACACACUGGAAAUUGUUCUUAGCAGAGAAGCCAAGCUUAGAGUUAGUUAAAAGUAUCAUCAUGUUAAGAGACUUUAACAUCAGCGGUCGGGUGUGUCUUGUUGACGUUCCUGGAAUACUCAUCAUGUUGCAGUUUUGGAGGACUGCUUUCCUGAAAUUCGACCGAAGCCACUGUGGCAAGACGUCCUCCUACCACCUGAGGCCGGCUCUGUGGGAGGCCGGGGUGACGGUAUCCAACAAAGUCCUCGAAUGCUUGGUACUGAGGUUUGCCAAGAACAGGAUCCUGACCUCGGAGGCCUUCCUCAUGGCGCUUGUGAGGCUGCAUCUUGCUCACGAACGGUUCCACAGCAUCGAUACCAAAAUGAAAGGAAAUCCACUGUCAUUAGAAGAGGUAAGUUUUAUUUUUAGGAAUGACUUGAUAUAUAUUUCAAAAUCAUGUAUAUAUGGAUAUUUGAUUUACGGAAAAGUUCACAGAAAUUAUGAUUCUGAUGACGACAUACUCUGA